AUGCUGGCCCACACAGCCCAAGCCCUCACACACACCCUCAUCCUCCUCUUAGCCAUAUCCAGCGCCGUCGGCCAUGGAGUGUACCUCUCUGCCUUGCUUGAUCUCGUCGAGCCCGGUCCAUCGGCCAUCAUCUCCGGCGCCCUAAUCGGCUGGCUCGUCGCUCUCAUCCUCUACCUCAUCUCAGCCAUGUUGGCGCCCAAGAACUCGCGUUUCAUCCGGACUCUUACAGACGUCAUCCUCCUCCUCGUCUUCGCGGCAAUCGGUGCGGGAGGCACAGCAUACCUCGCCAUCAUGCACUGGACGCACCUCGACGUCUGCCAUAGACGGAUCGGACAGGCGUGCGAGGCGUCGCUGGCUGGCGGCGUGAUUGGCGCUGUUGUUGUUGUGGCUCUCGUCGCCUCAGCCAUCACCGAGGCAGUGUACGUCUCCAAGCAUCACGGCAGGGAGGGGUGGUUCCUCUCUCUCCGCUGUUUGGGCCAGGACACAGCCAACGUCGAAGCCCUCCGUCCACUAGUCCUCCCCCUUCAAAUGCCCCGCAAGGCGCGCCAGGGCGCCUUUGUCCCCAUCAUCGUCACUGCAAGUCGCAGAUCAAAGGAAUACGAGGACCUAGCCCUCGUCUCGCCAGGUGCACCCCCUCUCCGGGUCAUGAACCGCAGCAGCUCCGAUACGCUCCGCUCUUUCCACUCUGGUCGCUCUGCUCAGUCGACGAAACCGCGAUCCACAACUGGACGUAGGCGGAGUGGAUCGGCAUCCUCCAUCACCUCGAUGUUUAGCAAGAAACGCACGCCGUCCGUGUUUAGCCAGGCUUCGAGUUCGCGGAAUAGCGAGGAGGCAGCACCCCUUGUUGGCAACGUUGGUGAUGACCCGUUCGCUCGCUCGCCACGGCCGAUGAGCGAUCGCGUUGAAGAACUUGACGAUAAGGCGUCACUGCGCUCGGUUCGUGUCAAUCCCCAGACUCGGAAGCGAGGGGGCGUCGCGCUCAAUGCGUGGCCUUGGCGACCAGAGUCGACGGUUAGUAACGUGGAGGCCGGAACGGCCGUAUAG
Messenger RNA from Cutaneotrichosporon cavernicola, 1044 nucleotides. RefSeq lists its product as uncharacterized. NCBI's taxonomy places the organism in Eukaryota, Fungi, Basidiomycota, Tremellomycetes, Trichosporonales, Trichosporonaceae. The transcript is spliced from 3 exons. Bases 1 to 1044 code for a protein of 347 amino acids. The record is from RefSeq and is a predicted model, not a curated record.